UUUAAUUCUAAUCUUACUCUUAUGAGCGCUGAAGUUGCUGCUGCCCCUGCUGUCCAGCAUCCCCAGGCUGUCAACACAUACUCUGUCUCUCCCCAGGCCGGUGUCACUUAUUCUACUCUUCCCCCGCAGGGAGUGACUAGUUACACUGUUGGUCAGAAUCCUACGUCUACCUCGUAUGUACCGCCUGAUAAUCAGCAAUUUGCUCCUCAAGUCUACAUGGAUCCUGAGAGCAUCAAGCACCAGAAGACGCAGAGUCUAUCUAUGCUUGACAGUCAAUUAGGUAUGGCGAAGGACUCGGCUAAGAAUGAGUUCGAGCAAGCUAAGCAGUCGAUCAACAUGAAGGCCAACUAUGAUUUACAAACUACCACAAGUGCCAUUGAGCAAUCUCGCGCUCAGGCUUUGUUUGCUCUGGAGCAACAGCAUCAGCAGCGACGAAUGGAGAUUGAGCAGAGAGCUCAAGAGCAGAGGAUGCAGAUUGAGGCCACUGCUAGUCAAUUGUGCAUGCAAGCUCAACAGCAGAAGCUUCAGAAGGAGAUGGCUGACAAGAUGGCUAAACUCCAGCAGCAACAGGCCGCCGAGCAGCAGAAGCAACAACAGGCUGCCCAGUCUGCUUCCUACGUUCCUGCUCAGACAACUUCAUACGUUCCCCAGUAUGUGACCUCUCAGACCGGCUCCUAUGUGCCCCCUCAGACGGUUCAGUACGUGACGUCUGCUCCUACCGCUGGUCAGCCGACAACCUAUUCAUCUGGAGCUCCUGGUACGACUUACUCAUAUGGUGGUGGUGGUGGUGGUUACCCAGGUACCUCCGCGGGAGUACCGUCUUUCGGUACUUACAACAUACAGCUCCCCCAGUACGGGCAACCUCAGGUUGUAAGCUCUACUCACGUGCAUCCAACUACUACCACUACCACUACGACUUCACACCAAGCUGCCACUGCUCAGGCUUAGUUUUGUAAUUGACUAAAGGGUUCCAAAGAACGCUUUCUGUGCAUCAUGUUUCAGAGAGGAAG
Molecule: messenger RNA, 1010 nt
Organism: Perkinsus marinus ATCC 50983
Lineage: Eukaryota; Perkinsozoa; Perkinsida; Perkinsidae
Product: Late embryogenesis abundant protein, putative
Exons: 1
Coding region: 22-948 (308 amino acids)
Source: RefSeq, a predicted model, not a curated record